CCCCGCCCACUUCCUCCCGUCUCCCUGACAUCACUUCCGCCCCUGAUCCCACUCCACUCCAGCAGCUCCCCGCUGUUAACCGCCAUUCACGCUACUGCCGGGAGAAGCUGCCCCGUUCGGAUCGUUGGCGGUGUCAGAAAUCCCAGGAGAGAACUGGGUCCAAAAGUGAGGCGGAGGUGUACCAGACUCGAUGAAUUUCCUUCGACAUGUCGGAGAAGCCAGGCCAGAGCACAAAAUCAAAGGAUGGGAAAAAGUAUGCAACUCUCAGCCUGUUUAAUACUUAUAAGGGAAAGUCACUAGAAACACAGAAAACUGCUGUUGCUGCACGCCAUGGACUCCAAAGUUUGGGAAAAGUGGCGGUUUCUCGGCGCAUGCCUCCACCUGCAAAUUUGCCUAGUCUUAAAGCGGAAAAUAAAGGAAACGAUCCCAAUGUGAACAUUGUGCCCAAAGAUGGAACGGGCUGGGCAUCAAAACAAGAGCAAGCUGAAGAGGAAAAAACACCAGAAGUGCCCCCACCCCCACCACCUCCAAAGCCAGUAGUUCCACCUACGCCGGAGGUUCCUGCUGUACCUGCUGUUGCCAAAUCAUGGGCCACUUCCAAGCCUGGUGGGCCUAUUGAGGGUGUUAAGGUGAACCGCUAUUUUCAGCAAGAAUUCCCAAGUCUGCAGGCAGCUGGGGAGCCGGAAAAGGCAAAAGAGAAAGAUGCAGCUGAUGAUAAUUAUGGACCUGGACCGAGUUUGCGCCCACAAACUGAUGUGGCAAGUUGGCGGGAAGGUGGAGGAAGGAAUCUUGGUACGCCUGUUGCCCCUACUGACCAAGAUAAUGUUGCAUCAGUUGGAGAAGAUGGAUCCUCUACUCCUGCACUACCUAAUUCUAUCGACCAGAGCAAGGGGCCAGGCCCGCAACUCAAACUGAAUGGACAGCAACCUGGCCUACCUCCUCAGCACAGAGGCAUGAUGCCUUCAUUUGCUGGAAAUAUGUUUCCUUCGUAUCCACGCCUUCCAUUUCCUCCGAUGCAAGCACCCACACGCUAUCCUUCAGCACCAGAACCUUCUAAUAAUAGAAGACGACCGCCACAAUCCUGGGCUGCUGAGGGUGUUGAACGUCCUUCAAUCAUUAGUGCUACAGAGCUUAAAGAGUUGGAUAACCUAGACACUGAGGCAGAUGAAGGCUGGGCAGGAACUCAAAGUGAAGUCGAUUACUCAGAACAGCUAAACUUCAGUGAUGAUGACGAGCAGUCUGCAAACCAGAAAGAGAAAACAGAAAGCUGGGAUGACCGGAUUGCUAAAGUUGAGCAAGUUCAAGGAAAGCCCAGUGAAAGUUUGGAAGUUCACAAAGACGCUGAAGAAUGUCCAUCCACCACUCAAGCUCCUGCCCCAGGACCGAAAUCUCUUCUUGGCAAAGGCCCACCAGUUGACUCGCAGGAUCGGCGCCAGAUGCCUCCAUCACUUUUGGCUCUUGAUAAGAACAUCCCACCUUUAAUGCAAGCCAAAACUGCUCCCCAACAGCACCCAUCUCAAGUUCGCCCAGGUGCCCCCCCAUCAAGACCAGCAGCACCGCAGUCCCGUCCCAGUGAGGAUGAAAUGUGGAAACAAAGACGUCGACAACAGACAGAAGUUUCUGCCUCAGUAGAACGUGCCCGCAAAAGACGCGAGGAAGAAGAAAGGAGAAUGGAAGAGCAGAGGAAGGCGGCAUGCGCAGAAAAACUAAAGCGCCUAAAUGAGAAAUUUGCUCCUCCUGCUCCUCCUCCUCCUCCACCUGCUGCUGCUACGACUACUACUACAUCUUCAGCAGCUCCUGAACAACCCGCAGCUGAAAAUUCUCCAGAGGAGAAAAUUAUAGCCGAAGAAUCUUCUCAAGACUCUCUCCCUAAAGAGGAGCAAGCUAUUGAAAAUGACCAGUUUGUGAAAGAAACAGAACAGGAAAGACCAGAGACUCCUCCUCCGCCCCCUCCUCCUGUACAACAUGAAGAGCCAAAGGAAGAAGUCAUCGUCUCCCAUCCUGAUCUGGAACUUGAACAGGAGGGUGGAAGUGUUCCUGAUUUGGAAGAAAAAUCAUCUGAUUUAGUUGAGGAAGAACCACAGUUUACAAGAAAAGACAGUGUUUCAAGUGACCAAGAAAUCUCCCCUCCAGCAAUACCAGUGCAAUUGGCAACACCUCUCCCUGUCAUCCAACAACCUUCACUUCCAUCUCCGGUUAGUGCACUUCCACCUGCUCCCUCCCCAGUACCAGGGCCUGUGUUGGCACAUGACAAUGACUCCGAUGCAGGAGCCCAACCACGUCCUUCUGUUUCUUCUGGAUACUCCAAACAGUUUCAGAAAUCUUUGCCUCCAAGGUUUCAGCGACAACAGGAACAGAUGAAACAGCAGCAGUGGCAGCAACAGCAACAGGGUGUACUCUCCCAGCCUGCUCAGUCACAACCGUCUAGCAGUCCUGUUCCUCCACCACAGCACAGGCCUCUUUACCAGCCUAUAGGACCUCAUCCUCAGCAUUUAGCUUCAAUGGCUUUUGAUCCGCGCUGGCUGAUGAUGCAGCCAUACAUGGAUCCCAGAAUGAUGUCUGGAAGACCUACAAUGGAUAUGCCACCAAUGCACCCUGGGAUGAUGCCAACCAAGCCAAUGAUGAGACGGGAACAGAUGGAUGCUUCAGCAACUGCUUCUGAACCAUAUGACCACAUGCCUCGAUCUGUAAGAGAUCAUGGUGUCCCUCUAUCUGAACCUCGCAUGAUGUGGGGAGCAGAGUCUUACCCACACCCAGACACCCCACAGGUUUCGUCAUCUGCAAAAGAACCUGAGGCACCUGAAGAUUACAGGUCUGAAACUUCUGUAGAUCAGGACAUAAUAUCUGAAACCUACUCAAUGGACCGUAUAACUUUUGAACCACAACACAAAGCAGACUUCUUCUCAAGAUCUCGAGAGCCUGAUAUUCACAGCGCACCUAUAAGGCAUCCAGAACCUGUUCAGUUACCGCAGGCAGAGGAACAGGACACAGGACUUUCCGGGUUUGAUCAAACAGAGAAGCAGGCCCCCUUAGAUGAUGCAUCCCAAAUUGACAUCCAACCUGUCUUGACCAGAAGUUUAUCUAGCGAGUCAGCACACGCUAUGAAACCGGAAGAAAGGAGAGCCGACACUGUGCCAGCAACUUCUAACGUUUCGGCUAGACCACCAGAACCUACAAAAGAAGUAGUGGAAGAAAAAACAAGGAGAGAGAGUUUUCAGAGUUCUAAAGCACCUGAAUUUCCAAAAACGGAAAAACCUUUCAAACCCAAAUCUGAAACAAGGUGGGGCCCAAGACCUGGUUCUCGCAGUAGAGACGAAGGUAUGGAUAGACCCAUAAGGAGAUCAGGACCCAUCAAAAAACCUAUUCUUCGGGACAUGAAAGAGGAGCGUGAAUUGAGAAAAGAAAGGGAGGAGGAAAAAUUUGGCCAUGGGCAUGAAAAGUAUGGGCAUGAUAAGUUUGGGCAUGGGCACGAAAAAUUUGGGCAUGGGCACGAAAAAUUUGGGCCGCACGAAAGAUUUGGGCAUGGACACGAAAAAUAUGGGCCGCACGAAAAAUAUGGGCCGCACGAAAAAUAUGGGCCGCACGAAAAAUAUGGGCCGCACGAAAAAUUUGGGUCCGAAAAAAUGGCGAAACAAGAAAGAGUUGAAAGAAAACCUUCACCAGCUAAACCACCAUCUAGCCCAAUUCACUCAGUCAGUAAAACUGAACAAGAGAAGCAAUUGCCUGAAGCUGCAACUGUUGCUAAAGUACAAAGUGCUAACACCUUACCUACCUUACACUCAGAAAAGCCAUUAGAAAGCACAUCUGAAAUGACACCUAAACCAGAUUCUCAGCCAGCACCACCUAGUCAGCCAAGUAAGGAAGAAAAAAUUGUACGGGUGGUUAGCAAGGAAAACAAGGAUCCUCCCUUGGAUAAGCCCAAACAAGAUUCAAAGCCUCCAUUGCUUUCGCAGCCCAGUUAUCCAUCAGUACCUCAUCGAAGAGAGCCUCUGCUCCCACCAAGAGCUUAUCGGAAAGAGGCUAGGGACAGAGACUGGUUUCCUGAGCAAGGAUAUAGGGGAAGAGGGCGAGGAGAGUACUACUCCAGAGGAAGAAGUUACAGGGGUUCCUAUGGAGGGAGAGGGAGAGGAGGUAGGGGUCAAAGUAGAGACUACCCACAUUACAGAGACAUUAGACCCCGCAAUGAUCAAGGUCCUCCUGGAGCUGUAAGGCGCAGAGAUGAAAGUGAAACUCGCAGUGAAAGCUCAGACUUUGAAGCUAUGCCCAAGAGGCUCAGACAACGUGGGUCUGAAACGGACUCUGACAGUGAAGGCCGUGAAAGUGCAAGUGACACACCUUUAUCUGAUAAGGAAAGUGCAAGUAGAAGUAAACCUCGCAUAGGUGACCGAUCUGAAAUCAAAAGGGCCCCUAAAUCUGUUUCAGCUUCAAAACCUGAGCCUGGAGUUCCAAGGCCAGAGGGUAGAACAUCUGAAAGACACUUCCCUAGAGAAGAUGACUCUAGAACAAAACCUGGUUUCUUGCCAAAAGGAGAACCUUCCCGUAGAGGCAGAGGAGCUGGAAGUUUUCGGCGUGGGGGAAGAGAGCCUGGCAUCCGUAUGUCACGCCCACCACCACCACGAAGAUCUAAUUAUAGGGAUAACCAAUGGAUGCCAAGACAGCAUGAAUCAAGAGCACCACCUCCUCCAAGACUGGGUGAAGGGGAAAACAAACAGGAGCAUCCAACUUUACUGGAUGGAGACAAAAGGCCGCUUAUUAAAUUUGAGCAUAAAUUUGAUCCUUCAAGGGACAGACCACGACGGCAGAGACCAACACGUCCCCCAAGGCAAGAUAAGCCUCCAAGAUUUCGACGAUUAAAAGAAAGGGAAAGAGAAGAUGCUGGGAAACCUGUUGAGGUUACUGGAUCUUCUAAUCAAGGAGUGCCCGUCUCUAGUACUGUUCAUGAACUUCCCUCUGAUUUCUCUGGUAACAAAACACCAGACUUGUCUAAUCAUAAUUCAUCUGACCAGGCCAACGAGGAGUGGGAAACUGCUUCAGAAAGUAGUGACUUCAAUGAAAGACGAGAAAGAGAUGAGCGGAAAGCUGCCUCAUCCACCAGUGUUCAGGCCCCUGUAUCUAGCAAAUCUGCUGAUGGUUUGGCUCAGUCUCCACCUAAAAGAGAGAUUGCCAAAAGAAGUUUUUCCAGUCAGAGACCUGGCAUGGAUCGUCAGAAUCGUAGAGGAAAUACUGGCGCUCCCAAACCCAGCAGGCACUAUUCUGGACCCAGGAGUGACAGGCGGAGUGGUAAUUCACUGCAGAGGGGAAAAAGAGGUCUUAUAGAUGACAUACCUGGCAUGAAUGCAACAGAUUCAUCCGGAGGCAGCGGCUCUGUCCACAAUCACCACUAUCACGGUUAUCACCAACAUUCAGAUGAUGGAGGUGUCACUACAUCAAAGUCCAUGAAAGAUUCUUCUGGCAAAAAGAAAGAUGAUGCCAAGCUGGUCGUGAAAAAGCCUAAGGAGAAGGUGGAUGCUUUAUCGCAGUUUGACCUGAACAAUUAUGCAAGUGUAGUAAUAAUAGAUGAUCAUCCCGAAGUAACGACACUUGAGGAUUCUCAAUCUAACCUCAAUGAUGGUUUCACUGAAGUAGUAUCUAAAAAGCAGCAAAAGCGGUUACAAGAUGAAGAGCGUAGAAAGAAAGAAGAGCAAACUGUGCAGGUGUGGAACAAAAAAGGUUCUGGUGAAAAAGGAAGGGGUCAGAAUUCCAAACUUCCACCUCGAUUUGUGAAGAAACAGCAGCAGCAACAACAAGCAGCUGCUUUACAAGCUCAGUCUUCUGGCUUGUCAGCACAAGGAUUACCGCAGGCGGUACCUGUAUCAUUGCCGUCGGGUCAGCCUCCAUUACCUGUCCAGUCCCAGCCAACCACAAAUGGCUCAGAUUUUCCUGGAUCGGUGAAAGCUCCACCUCCUUCGCAACCAUCGGCACUAGGAACAGAGCUGUGGGAAAACAAGAUGGCUGCUCCAAUUGUUUUAAAUGACAUAUCUAAGAAAUUGGGCCCCAUUAACCCUCAGUCACAAUCAUCAAGUGCCUGGAAUAAACCCCUCACAGGAUUUGUACCAAAUGCCAACACUGAGCCUACAAAAACAAGUCAAGAUGCUGUUGAUUUGACAAUGGAUUCUAUUCAAUUUGGUGCCCCGGCAUCAAGUAGCAGUGAUGAGGGUACACCAUCCCUCUCUGAGAAAGCAUCAGAAAACCUUCCUGAACCUAAAGAGCAGAGACAAAAGCAGCCUAGAGCAGGACCAAUUAAGACCCAGAAGAUCCAGGAUAUCAAUGUUAUUCAGAGUAAAGAAUACAAGCCAGGGCCAAUUGGUAAGGAAAGAUCACUUAAAAAUCGUAAAGUUAAAGAGGUGCAGCAGUCUGAGCCAGAGUCCCAAGAAAAACAGAUGCCAGCCACAGUUCGAACGCCAGAACCUGUUCCAAUAAAGGAGAGUAAGGUCAUACCAGAAGUAACCCCUGAAAUCACCAGCAUACUUUCUGUGUCUGCCCCAGAAUUCGGAACCAGCACCAAGGAGAGUGUAACAGAUUAUACCAGCCCAUCCAGUGCCCUUCCGAAUACAGCACCUUCAGGAAGUUCUAAAAUGGAAUCUUCUUUGGUGCCUAAUGUACCUCUUCCUCAUACUCUUCCUCUGUCUCGGAGGGAGACUCUUCAGCAGACCCCGAGCCUAACGCCUGUAUCUCCUGCUACUGUUGACCUCACACUAAAGAUGGAGUCGGCUCGCAAAGCAUGGGAGAACUCCCCAAGUCUUGCAGAGAAAGGAUCCCCCAUUACGUCUGUUGCGCCUCCCACUAGUACAUCUGCAAUGGGAGCCCCCACUAAUGUCAACAAUGGAGUUAAGGGGGUGUCUACAAAUGGUGGCAGUUCUGUUCCUCCUCCUUCAAGCAACGUACCCUACAAUUCCUUUUCCAGUUCCUCUAUGCCUCCUCCCAUCCCAGUAGCUUCAGUAACACCAACAACUUCUUUGUCAGGAGCUGGAACAUAUACCACCUCCUCACUUAGCACAAAAACAACCACAACUUCUGACCCUCCAAAUAUCUGCAAGGUGAAGCCACAGCAACUUCAUAGCAACAGCAUGCCCUCUGCUAGUCACUUUUCUCAGCUCAACUGUAUGCCGUCUAUCAUGGCUCAGCAGCAGAGUCAGCAGGUGUAUGUCUCUCAGGCUGCAGCUGCAGGUCCAGCAGCACAAAUUCCAGCAUUCUAUAUGGACACAAGUCAUCUAUUUAAUACACAGCAUGCACGCAUGGCUCCAACUUUAACACAGCAGCAGCAAUACCAGCAACAGAUGCCUAUUCCUAUAUUUGCUCCUUUGCAAGGACAGCAUCAGGCGCAGCUUGGUCUAGGACAUGCUUCUGCGGUUUCUCAAGCUCAAGAAUUGUUUACUACUUCUCUGCAACCUUACAGGUCUCAGCAAGCAUUUCUACAAAGCAACUUGUCUCAGCCUUCUCAAGUUGUCUUGUCUGGUGCUACUUUGCAUAAUUUUCCAGGAGUACAACACCAGGAUCUGGCUAAAGCGCAAAGUAGUCUAGCCUACCAACAGACUACCAAUACACAACCUAUUUCUAUUUUAUAUGAUCAUCAGCUUGGCCAGUCUGGUUUGGGCGGAUCUCAACUGAUUGAUACACACAUUUUGCAGACUCGUCAAGGAUUAGGUCAGCCUUCAAAUCUUUAUUCUGGGCAACAGAACCAGACAAGCUUCUACAAUACUGCCCAGUCUCCUACUGCACUUCAGCAGAUGACGUUACCAAUGCAAGGAUCACAGCUGUCCUUGCCCAACUUUGGCUCAACUGGGGGGCAGCCCCUAAUUGCUUUAUCUCAAACCCUGCAGCAUGCACCUCAAGCGCAACACCAGAAUCUCUCUAGGGCAGGCCAAGUGAGCCAGGCUUACCGAGGCCUAAUCCCUUCUGGCAAUCAGCAUGGCAUGAUGGCUCCCCCUGGCAAGCUAUCCGAUAUGGACCUAAAGCCUUAUGGUGCUUUGGACCAUGUGAAACCUGGUACACCUCCUAUAGGAAGGAGCACCACACCAACUUCCAGCCCAUUCCGGGCCAAUUCUACCAGUCCUAACAGUCAGUCAAGUAAAAUGAAUAGCUUGAUUUACCAGAAACAUCAGUAUACAUCAAACGCCAAUGUAAGGAUGGGCCAGCCUCCCUACCCAACACAGUUCCCACCUCAGAUGCUUUCCCAGCCUAACCUGGUGCCUCCAAUGGUCAGAGGACCCCAUCCAAACUCUUUCCAACCACCAGUUCAACGUCCACCAAUGACACUUACCAAUCAGAUGCCUCCACAGAUGCCCCCACAGAUGCCCACAGGCCUGAUGAACCAUCCACGUUUGCACCAUGUGUCCCGUGCACCACCUGUUCCACCUUCUGGGGUGCGAAUUAAUGCUGCUAUAAGGGCAGAACAGGAUCUGAAGGCAAAACAGAGAGCGGAGGUAUUGCAGUCUACACAUAGAUUCUUCGAGCAACAACAGCAUCAGCAGAGCAAACCAGUGAUCCCCAAACCUCAGAAAGUCACCCCAGGUGCCACCAAGCCUUCAGACUCUAUACCGGAACCCUCCUUAGUCUCCCAAGAAAAGGUAGAAGAGAAUCAAGCUGCUGCCGCUGCUGCCUUGCCUCCAGCUGCAGUGCCGACCUCUACCAAACCCAUCAGAACUGGACCAAUAAAACCUCAAGCCAUCAAAACGGAAGACACAAAGUCCUAGAGAUAGCUGGAAAAUUCAUGUUCUGAGCACUAAACUGAGGUGUAUCGAUUAUGAGUUUUUUAUGUUUACCUAAGAUAACAGCAGCUCAUCUAAAAGUAGGAAGUGGAGAUAGCAGAGCAUAGUUCGCUAUUGUGUGAACAGGGCAGAGGAGUCUUCAGUGGCUAUACUCUCAGCAUUUCAAGGUGUGAAAGGUAGAAGAUACUAUGUCCAGAAGGUUUUUUUUCUAGUUUCUACUCAGUGUGUCGUGGUUGUUUUAGAGAGUGCAGCCUGUAUGCUGGAAAUCACAAAUGUCUAUGUAAGGGAUUGUGUACCAUCCAGAGAGGCUGACGCUGAAUGGUUCGUAAGAAACACUACCCUACAAUUCUACUCUUAAUAACUGUGCCGAACCAGAGUGAGUUCCACAUGCAACAUAGGAUUUGUAUACCCAAACACGCUUUAUGGUCUUGUUUAGGGUUACACUGUUGUAUUUGUGUCACCUACUGGGUUUUCCCCAUGCAUAUAAACAUCAGACGCUAGUUUUCCCACCCAUUAUUCUCCCAAUGUAUCAUCUAGAUGUUACUGAUAAGAAUCCUUAGACUGGGCUCAAGCAGUCGGUAUUAGAGGUUGCAAGAGAUAAUCUGAGCACAUGCCAAGGCUGGCCAUACAUUAUGCAGGUUGAGGGAAAGAAAAUCACUCGAUUACCCAUCAAUAUAGUCAGUUGACUAUUGUAUUCUGACAGCAGGACCUUUCUUCACCUUUAGAAUACAAUGAUCACUGCUGGGGGCUAUAGCCAAAAAAAACGACCGGCUGGUUGUAGAUCAACUUCAAUACAACCAACCUGCCCGUAGGUGGAUCGAAAUUCGGCCGCUUUCUGCUGAACUGGCCGAGUUCCCAUCGUCUAUGGCCAGCUUAAAUUUGGUCUGAAACAAGGCAUUCUGGGUUUAAACAAGAAAACAAAGCAGUCAUAUGUUUAUUUCAUAGUAAGUGACUUAGCUGCUGAUUUGUUUCCCAAAAACAGUGCUUUGCUAAAGCAAUUUAAACGAUUGCCAUUGUUGCUGCUGUUUUUAAAUGUUUCAACAAUAUCGCUCUAUACUGUACCCUUCAAAUCUGACCUCUUUGCGACCAUAUUUUUUUUUUCUUCUGAACAUAGAAUCAAGUUAUACAUCAACUUUUUUUAUAUAAAUAUAUAUAAAUAUAAAGGAAGUGGAAUAAAGCUCUGCUGAUCUUAACACAACACUGAACCUGUACAUUAUAAGAUAUCUUGUAAAUGCAGCUAUGUUGUGGUAGAAGUGUUCUUAUUAAACUUAAACACUCAUUUUGUCCAAUAAAGGGUGAUUUUUUUAUUUCUCCCCCCCCCCCCCCCCCCAAAAGAAUUCCAUCAUCUGAUGCUUGCGAGCUGUGUGAAGUUAUUCAAAUGAAAUAAUAAUUGAAAAAUGAUCUAUAAAAAAAAAAAAAAAAAAA
Molecule: messenger RNA, 10172 nt
Organism: Rana temporaria (common frog)
Lineage: Eukaryota; Metazoa; Chordata; Amphibia; Anura; Ranidae
Gene: PRRC2C
Product: proline rich coiled-coil 2C
Exons: 35
Coding region: 207-8732 (2841 amino acids)
Biological process (GO): cell differentiation
Source: RefSeq, a predicted model, not a curated record